GCGCACUAUCUCUUCGACUCUUCAUGAUAAAUGAUUUUACGGCGUACACCGCGAUGCCAUCAUAAUAUUUCCAUUUUUUUUUUUGUAACUCACCAAAAUCGCCUCUUUUAAUUUUCUCCUGUAAAAAAUUCCAUAAUAUACUUAAGAGAUAACAGAAAAUAAGAAAAUAACGAUAUUUAAAUGUUUUUUUUUUUUUUGACUGGUACGAUAUUUAAAUGUUUGGCAAAACAAAGAAAUACUUUCUUUGUCGUCAGAAUGUGAGAAGAAACUUAUAUAAAGCCUAGGGUUUUUUCACUUGCGAAAUUUCUUCAAUUCUGUUCCCAAUUUCUAGGGUUUUUUUUAGAUUAAUCUUAAACUCUCGCACUAAUUUCUUCAAUGGAGGAGGAAGAUGAUACUAAGCAUUCAGUCGAGAUGGUUCCUCCUGUUGUAGAACAAUCAAUGGCGGAGCCACAUGAAGAGGAAGAACCUCUGUUUUCAGAACAACAAUGCGGCACCGUUUUGAUUGCCGGAGAUUCGCCGGAGAAAACUAUGGAGGAGAGAGAAAACGAGGAAGAAAGUAUCGAAGAGGCGAAAUUAAGGGAUGCAGAAGUGGAAGAAUUGGCACCGGCAGCUGUGAAUGAUGACGGUGAUGUGAAGUUGGAGGAUUCGGAGAUGAAGAAUGAGGAAGUAAUUGAGGAGAUAGAAAGUGAGGGGAAGAAUGUCAAAGAAUCGAAAUCGGAGGAUGUGGAAGGUGAAAUUGCAGGAGGAGAUGUAGAGGAAACUGUAGCCAUGGAUGAUGAUGGCGUAGAAAUGAAAGACGAGGAAGUGAUUGAGGAGGAGGUGUUAUAUGAAAACAAUGGCGAGGAGGGAACUCCGGAGGGAGAAGAAGAGGAGUCUAAGAACGAGGUUGAAUUGGUGGUAGAAGAAAAAGGAGGUGAGGAAGGUGAGAAGGAGGAAGGAGAAGGAGGCGAGGACGGCGAGGAGGAAGAAGUGGUGGGAGGAGAAGGAGGUGAGGAAAUGGAGGAUUCAGAGGCAAGACCAAUUGUGGCAGAAGAUGAGGAAUUAGUGAAAGAGGAACAGACCCCUAUUGCUGACACAGAAAUUGAUACGGAAUCAGAGGUGAUGAAGAGUGGUAGUGGCAGUGGUGGGAAGCGCAGACGUGGUCGGAAUCCUAAGGCAACCACUCCAGUGAAGGCGCCAGCGAGGAAGACUGUAGGUGAAGAUGUUUGCUUUGUAUGCCUUGAUGGCGGGGACCUUGUUCUAUGUGACCGGAGGGGCUGCCCUAAGGCGUAUCAUCCUUCAUGCGUGGAUCACGACGACGAGUUUUUCAAAUCAAAGGGUCGGUGGAAUUGUGGUUGGCACCUCUGCAACCAAUGUGGGAAGAACGCCCACUUUAUGUGUUACACAUGUACAUUUUCAUUGUGCAAGGGAUGCAGUAAAGAUGCAGUUAUAUUUUGUGUUAGAGGAAGCAAAGGUUUUUGUGAGUCCUGCAUGAAAGCUGUCAUGAUGAUUGAAAGUAGUGAACAGAACACAACGGGCCAUGCUGCUUUUGAUGACAAAAGUAGUUGGGAAUAUCUCUUUAAGGAUUACUGGAUCGAACAAAAAGGGAAGUUGGAUAUUUCUCCAGAUGAGCUGGCGCAGGCAAAAAAUCCAUGGAAAGAUUCUGGAGUAACUGAUCGGCGCCAAACACCAGUUGAGUUGCAUGAGGGUAAUAAUGAUGCAGGUACUGAUUCAGACAGCACUCUUCCGACUUUAGAAGUGACUGAUUCAAAAAGGAAGAGGGCUAAGAGGAAGUCAAAACUUGUAGAUUCUGGUACAGACAGCUCUUCAGAGAAGGAAGCAGGCACAGUAAAAAGAAAGUCUAAAAGGAGGUUAAGAUCUCAGGCCAAAGAGGCAUAUUCAGAUUCAGAACAUUCUUCUGAGAACCAAGGCUCAAACAAUAAAAGGGGAAAAAGGGCCAGAAGACUGUCCAAGUCCCGUUCUGCGGAAGGCAAUGUUGAGUGGGCAUCAAAGGAGCUAUUGGAGUUCGUGAUGCACAUGAAAAAUGGGGAUGGAUCUGUUCUUACUCAAUUUGAUGUACAGGGACUCUUGCUAGAAUAUAUAAAAAGAAACAAACUUCGUGAUCCACGGCGGCAGAGCCAAAUACUUUGUGAUUCAAUGCUUCAGAAGCUGUUUGGGAAACCGCGAGUUGGUCACUUUGAAAUGUUGAAGCUGCUCGAAUCACACUUCUUUUUAAAGGAGGAUUCUCAUGCAGAUGAUAUUCAAGGAAGUGUUGUUGAUACUGAAAUUAGCCAAUUGGAUGCUGAUGAUCAUACAGAUUCAUUUCUGGAUUCUGGAAAAAGCAGGGGUAGAAAAUCACGUAAAAGGGGUGAAGAGAGGGGGCAGUCUAACCUUGAUGAUUACGCUGCUAUAGAUAUGCAUAAUAUUACCUUAAUUUACUUGCGCCGAAUUUUAAUGGAGUCUCUCAUGGAAGACUCAGAAAUGUUCCAUGACAAAGUUGUUGGCUCUUUCGUCAGAAUACGAAUCUCUGGCAGCAACCAAAAGCAGGACAUUUAUAGGCUGGUGCAAAUAAUUGGUACAAGCAAGGCGCCUGAACCUUAUAAAGUUGGUAAAAGAACAACUGAUGUCAUGCUGGAGAUCUUGAAUUUGGACAAAACAGAGAUUAUAUCAAUAGAUACUAUAUCCAAUCAGGAAUUUACAGAGGAUGAAUGCAAGCGAUUACGCCAGAGUAUAAAAUGUGGACUUAUCAGUCGGAUGACUGUGGGUGAUGUUCUGGAAAAAGCGAGGGAACUACAGGAAGUCAGAGUGAUUGAGUGGCUGGAAGGAGAGAUAGUGAGGCUUAGUCAUCUUCGUGAUCGAGCUAGUGAAAAAGGGCGUAAAAAAGAGCUCAGAGAAUGUGUGGAGAAAUUGCAGCUUCUGAAGACUCCUGAGGAACGCCAGCGAAGGCUGAAUGAAACUCCAGAAGUUCACGCAGAUCCAAAAAUGGAUCCUAACUGUGAGUCUGACGAUGAAAAUGAAAUGCGUGACAAGAGACAAGGAAGUAACAUGAGACCAAGAGAAGGUGGAUUUUCGAGAAGGGGCAGAGAUCAUUUUUCUUCACGGAGAGGAGGUUCUGGUUCAAAUGAUUCCUGGAGUGCAAAUGCAAGACCCCAAAACAAGAGUUGGGAGUUGGGCAGAAAUUUGUCCAGUAAGGGUUUCUCAGGCAGAAGAGAAGAGACUAAUCUUGCCUCACCGACAAGCGAGUAUAAAUGGAGUAAUGGGGUAGACACGGGGACACCUAGGUCAAAUAGUUGGGAGAAGCCAAAGACUACUCCAGACACUUUUAUCAACAGACGAGCUGAACAUGGUGCAAUGAGAUCAGAGUUGUCUGCGGCAGCUGCAUCAGAAGCUUCACAGCCUUUAUCUUCAGCAGCUGGACAAACUGAUGGGAAAGUCGAUGAGACAGAAAAAACAUGGCAUUACAGAGAUCCAACUGGUAAGGUCCAGGGUCCAUUCUCCAUGGCGCAGCUUCGUAAAUGGAGUAACACAGGAUAUUUUCCCGUUGAUUUGAAAAUUUGGAGAACCUUACAGACCGAAAAUGAUUCUAUUCUUCUAACUGAAGCAUUGGCUGGAAGGUUCCAGAAGGAGUUUCAGUCUGUAGGAUCAAAUUUAGAUGACGGCUCUAAAAUCAGGAACACACCAUCUUCAGUGGACAAUUCUAAACUCUCUAGUGGCAGAAAUGAUUUCUCCAAUCUCCCUUCUCCAACUCCUGCACGAAGCCCAGCUGCCUGGAGUGGAAAGCAAACACCCAGCUCGAUUAAUCAAUUUAGAGGGAACGAACGGCUACCUUCUCCUACCCCUACGUCACCUUCAUCUGGUCCAAGUGGUAUAGACAGGUCAAAUUUAUCCCACCAAUUCAAAGGUGAUCUAGCUGGGAAGAAGCAAGAAAAUGUGGCAACAUCUAUAGGAACAGUUCAGCCUGCUCCUGGUCAGUUUGUCCCCAAUACAGGUAUGCUAAAUGCUCAUCAAGCAUCAUCGCAGUCAGGUUUACCUGUAGCAAACCAGGCAUUUGUUCCCCCUGAUACUGCAAUAAACCAAACUAAUGUGGGGCACAUUGCUUCGGGUGCUGGUCAGGGCUUCUCAAACAUGGUUCAGCCAGGCGUUGGGCAAACCCCCCCUGUCUAUACUCCCAACUGGGGAGCUGGUUAUGUAGCAAGACCUGAUAUGGUGAAUACAAACCUGACACCCAGUAAUCAAAAUGCUUUGCCGGCACAAGUUGCUUAUGGUCAGUGGACUGGUGCUCCUGUGAGCAACCAAGCUCCACCUUAUGCUGCUGGAUAUCCUCCGGGACAAGGAAACCUUGCUGCAAACUUUCCUGCUAUGCCUUUGAACAAUGCGUGGAGACCUUCUCAGACCAACAUGCCUUGGGGUGGGCAGCAGCAGCAGCAGCAACAACAACAACAACAACAACAACAACAGCCAGCAAACCAAAAUGUUGGGUGGACUGGGCCACCAGCAGUUGCUAUGGGCCAAUUGACAAACCCUUCACCAGGAGCACCAUCUAUGACAAAUGGGCCUGCAGCUGUGGGUUGGACAGGCACAGGCCCUAGCCCCCCAGCUGGAAGCACUAACAUGGUUUGGGUUGCUGCACCUGGAAACACAGGUUCGUGGGGAGGUGAUCAGAACCGCAAUGCUGGAGGUGCUCAAUGGAAUAGGCAGUCAUCCUUUGGUAGUGGAGCACAAAGGGUGUGCAAAUUCCAUGAAAAUGGCCAUUGUAGGAAAGGUUCAUCCUGCGAUUUUACGCAUAAUUGAUUUUCACAAUAGUAGUAGAUAGCAUUUUCUCUUGUACAGUCAUUUGCAUCCCAGGAUGGGUAGCAGAUCACUAAUUUAUAGUAUGUCACAUGCUUGAAUAAUUUUUAUUAGCAGCACCCCUAAUUUACUUCCCUCCCCCUUCCCCCCCUAUAUUCACAUCUUUUCCUGUGGUUAUGUUAGUUUCCCAUUCUGUAACAGUGGAUUUUGUAGAGGGUUUUAGAUUUAGCAGUAGUUAAAAUAAUCCGUCAUUACAUGUUUUUGUUUAGGUUUUGUUGAUGGAAGCUGUGCAGAUGUUCUCAUGUUAAAAAAUUAAACAGCAGAAGGAACAUACUUUGGGCCUUUGACACCCUUGCUGCUCGCUCUCUAUUUUAGAGUGAUCAUUUUUUCU
Beta vulgaris subsp. vulgaris (sugar beet) is the source of this 5158-nucleotide messenger RNA. RefSeq names its product zinc finger CCCH domain-containing protein 19. The record is from RefSeq and is a predicted model, not a curated record. Gene Ontology annotation, molecular function: RNA polymerase II C-terminal domain phosphoserine binding; DNA binding; metal ion binding. Gene Ontology annotation, cellular component: Cdc73/Paf1 complex. The transcript has 10 exons. NCBI's taxonomy places the organism in Eukaryota, Viridiplantae, Streptophyta, Magnoliopsida, Caryophyllales, Amaranthaceae. Bases 376 to 4770 code for a protein of 1464 amino acids.